This is a messenger RNA of Ylistrum balloti, 1492 nucleotides long. RefSeq names its product ubiquinone biosynthesis protein COQ4 homolog, mitochondrial-like. Bases 3 to 854 code for a protein of 283 amino acids. Gene Ontology annotation, cellular component: mitochondrial inner membrane; mitochondrion. Gene Ontology annotation, biological process: ubiquinone biosynthetic process. The record is from RefSeq and is a predicted model, not a curated record. The transcript is spliced from 6 exons. Lineage: Eukaryota; Metazoa; Mollusca; Bivalvia; Pectinida; Pectinidae.
CCAUGGCAUCGCAUCUCAGAAGACUGACAUAUGCAAAACAUCGUUAUUUUCGUCUCCUUAACAGAGAAAGAAGCAUUUCAUUUCCACAUCAGUUCAAACGACAAUACCAAGACACUAACAAACAAGAUAUAGAAGAUGAUCCAGAUGACUUUCAUCAUGAGGAUGUGAAAAAUGAGCAGUAUCCAGGACAUAUCCCAACGUCAUUUUUCCAGAAAGCUCUUCUCACUGUGGGAUCAGCAUCCAUGUGUUUAUAUGAUCCCUAUCGUGAUGAUAUGGUAGCUACACUAGGGGAGGUGAGUGGUGCCAUGGCCAUUAAGAGGUUGAAAGAAAAGAUGGAAGAAGACCCUGUGGGGAGACUCAUCUUGGAGGAACAGCCCGUCAUCAAUACUGACACUGUGUCCAUAGAGUACCUGGGAAGUCUGCCUAAGGGCACAUUGGGAAAAGAGUACUGGAAAUUCCUGAGCAAAAAUGGGUUUUCUCCAGAUUCUCGCAUGCCUGUACAGUUCAUUGAUGAUCCUACCUUAAAGUAUGUGAUGUUGCGAUACCGCCAAACCCAUGACCUAUACCAUUCUGUGCUGGGCAUGAAACCUACCAUUCUUGGCGAAGUUGUUGUCAAGUGGGUUGAGACCUUCCAGACUGGACUUCCUAUGUGUGCACUGGCGGCAGUAUUUGGUCCCCUUCGUCUAAGCCAAGAACAUCAGAAAUUAUAUUUAGAGACUUAUCUCUCUUGGGCUAUACGGACAGGAAGAAAUGCCAAGUUUCUCAUGGCAGUUUACUGGGAAAAAGAGUGGGAGAAAGACUUGGAUCAGCUCAGGACAGAACUUAACAUAGAGCCACCUCCUGUUCUCAAAUAAACACCCUUAUGUGUAAGACAUUCACCUACAGAAGGACACAGCUCCACUUACAGCACCCUCCUGUCAUCAGAUAUCAUCCUCAUCUGUAGAAAAUUCAUCUGGAGUGAGACAGCUCAACAUACAGCCUGCUGUCUUCAAAUAGCAUCCUCAUGUGUAUUCACCUUAUGAAGGACAGAGUUCAACAUGGAUCUACUUCAUGUAGGACAUUCAACCUAAGUUAAUGAUAGAUAGCUCUUCUGUAGAAAGAUUGUCCAUUUUUUUUAAUCACAAAAUUGAAAUGUGUGGUGUGUAAAUAUGUGAAACUCCGAGAUGAAUUAUUUAAAUAAUCUUAUUGAAAUGUUGGUAAGUUAUUAGUUUAGAAACCUUUUAUUGAACAUAAGUGGAUACCUGUUUCCUUCUACUCAUUUAAUGGCUCGAAGUCAAGAAUCAUUGGUCAAUCAGAGGAAGUUUGUAUUACAAUACGCCUAAUACAUUGUUGUAAUAGACUUGAAGCAGGGAUUCAAUGAUAGAUGUCGACUGAAAUGGGUUAAAGUCAGUUAGAUUCAGUGAAAUACUAUGAAUUGGAUAUGGACUGGUUUGUUCCUGUUUAAACAAAAUGCAUGUUUGUGUUAAGUUUUAAAUAAAAUCAUAUGAUAACU